Messenger RNA from Trichogramma pretiosum, 2035 nucleotides. RefSeq names its product chitobiosyldiphosphodolichol beta-mannosyltransferase (gene Alg1). NCBI's taxonomy places the organism in Eukaryota, Metazoa, Arthropoda, Insecta, Hymenoptera, Trichogrammatidae. The coding region runs from base 349 to 1737 and encodes 462 amino acids. The record is from RefSeq and is a predicted model, not a curated record. Gene Ontology annotation, molecular function: mannosyltransferase activity. Gene Ontology annotation, cellular component: endoplasmic reticulum. The transcript has 2 exons.
AACGCGACACACACGUGCGCGAUCGAAUCGUCGCGAUUGUUGUCGCAACACUUGAAUGAAAAAAGAAGUAAUCAAGAGAAAUUGUUGUAGCUCUUGAUUCAGCGCUUAUCGAUCUCUUACCCAGAGAUGCCUGUUGCUUGUGCGCCAUCGCCUGCUUCCUCCCGACUCCCAUAUGACUUGGAGUCACGAGUAUAUAGCAGACCGAUAAGCCAACACCUGCCCGGCAUACACAAGUGCGUUACACGUAGAACCGCAGUAGCCCAUUUAUAGACCGCUGCAGCUAUCACGUUACACACUCGGCUCCGGAGUUUCAUCAUCGACUUUUGACAGCUCGCGCACCGCAUCGAAAUGGAGCUCUUCGUGCAUUUCUUCGGUCUGUCCUUUGUGUUCGGCAUAAUGCUCUCGUUCUGGUACAAGAUUCGCCAGAAGACCAAGAAAAUCUGCAUCGUGAUCCUCGGCGAUAUCGGCAGAAGUCCUCGCAUGCAGUAUCACGCGGCGUCUUUCUUAAAAGAAGGUUAUGAAGUUGAAAUCGUUGGAUAUCACGACACGAAGCUCAUCGACGAAUUGCAGGGCAACGCAAAGCUCAAAGUGCAUCGUUUGUCCUCCCCUCCGAAGCUAGAUGAAUAUGUAACGAAAGCUCUGUGGUUUGGGAUAAAGAUCGUGUGGCAGUCGCUGGACUUGCUCUACGCACUCUUUUUCAAAUGUGAUUCCAGCUUCUUACUGCUACAAAAUCCACCGGCAGUUCCAACCAUUCCAAUCUGUUGGUUUUAUUGUUUGAUCAAAAAAAUUGAAUUUACCAUUGACUGGCAUAAUUAUGCUCAUACAAUUAUGGCUAUAUCUUUGUCCAAUACUCAUCCUCUUGUAAGAUUAGCUAAGUAUCUAGAAAUGUAUUAUGGAACUAAAGCAACUAAUCACUUCUGUGUGACAAAAGCUAUGCAAGAAGACCUUUCUAAAAAUUACAAUAUUAAAGCAAAGGUACUUUAUGAUAGACCAGCAGAGAAAUUUCGUUCUAUUUCAUUAUCGGAAAAACACGAACUACUAAUGAGACUUAUGAAGACACAAGAAGAUUGUGAUGCUUUCAAAAGUAAUGACGAAAAUAGUACCGCAUUAACAAAGGAAGUGGAUGGUGAUAUCAUUUUGCAAAAUGAAAGACCAGCUAUGAUUGUAUCAAGUACCAGUUGGACACCAGAUGAAGAUUUCAGUACUCUGAUAAAGGCUUUAUGUAAUUAUGAUAAACUGUGUAAAGAAACAAAUUCUCCAUAUCCAAAUUUGAUAUGUGUCAUAACUGGAAAAGGAGAAUUAAAACAAUUUUACAGACAAGUCAUAAAGAACGAGAAUUUGAAGCAUGUUAAAGUUCUUAUGCCUUGGUUACAAGACAGCGAUUAUCCUAAAUUAUUAGCAUCUGCAGAUUUAGGUAUUAGCUUGCAUACAUCGUCCAGUGGAUUGGAUUUACCUAUGAAAAUUGUAGAUAUGUUUGGUUGUGGCCUACCAGUCUGUGCAAUUAAUUUUCCAUGUUUGUCAGAACUUGUAAGAGAUAAUGAAAAUAGUUUAGUGUUCACUAAUUCUGAGGAAUUGACAGAACAUUUCAAAACAUGGUUCAGAAACUUUCCUAAUGAUCCUCAGCAGCAAAAGUUAUGUUCUCAGUUCAAAAAUGAAUUGCAUAAAUUUCAAGAUUGUCGGUGGCAUGAAAAUUGGACGAGCGUAGCUCUGCCUUGUUUCACACCUUCAACCCAAUAAUCAUUUAGUGUAAAUACAUCAAGUUGUAAACAAUAUGUUUUGAAUCAAUAGCAAGAAUGGUGCAUAAUUUUGAUGUCUUUGUGAGACUAUCAGUGCAUUUUUUACUGUGAUAAAUAUUUUGAUUGUAAAGCAUAAACAUGUAAUUUUAUUAUGAGUUAAACUUCAAAAUUCUUAAUGUAAUGUAGAUCUUAUGUUAUUUAUAAAUCUUACAUUUCAAAUAUUUCAUAAAGUAUUUGAUUUACAUAUAUUGUGUUAUUGAAUCAUAACAUUCUAAUUUAGCCCAAGAAAUAAAUAAAAA